This is a messenger RNA of Rana temporaria (common frog), 846 nucleotides long. RefSeq names its product SUMO peptidase family member, NEDD8 specific (gene SENP8). The transcript is spliced from 2 exons. NCBI's taxonomy places the organism in Eukaryota, Metazoa, Chordata, Amphibia, Anura, Ranidae. The coding region runs from base 92 to 736 and encodes 214 amino acids. Gene Ontology annotation, molecular function: deNEDDylase activity; cysteine-type peptidase activity. Gene Ontology annotation, biological process: proteolysis. The record is from RefSeq and is a predicted model, not a curated record.
GUCAUCUUUUAGGGACGGGAGGUGAGAGCCGUUGAUGCUGGAAGUGGUGUGUGCCAUGUAACAGUGCCGUGCUCCUGUGCUGCAGUUGCUAAUGGAGCAGGUUGUAUUAAGUCAUGGAGACUCCCUUCUACGCUCUUCUGAUGUUACUCUUCUCGAUGCCCCACAUUGGUUGAAUGAUAACGUCAUCGGCUUUACCUUUGAAUUCUUGGCAUCAUCCUUGGCACCAUCUAUAGCUAAAAGAGUUGCUUUCCUCAGCCCUGAAGUAAGCCAGUUCAUCAAAUGCUGUGGGAAUGAAGCCAAAGAGUUCCUACAGCCACUGGAACUUCCUAACAAGGACCUUGUUUUGUUGCCUGUGAAUGAUAAUGCAGGGUCGGAAGCAGGUGGCACACACUGGAGCCUCCUUGCCUACCUCCGUAAGUUCAAUGGAUUUCUUCAUUUCGACUCUGCACCGGGGACUAAUGCCCCACAUGCCAAGCGCAUGGCAAAAAACCUAGGGAUGUUGCUGGGUGGUAAUCCUCAUUGCCAGGAGGAGAAGGCACCUGUCCAGCACAACAGCUAUGAUUGUGGAAUGUAUGUGGUAUGUGUGGCUGAAGAGCUGUGUGAGCAGUAUUUUCUUGGGGGUAAUAAUCUGAACUUUCAAAAUAUUACACCCCAGUAUGUUACACAGAAGAGGAAAGAGUGGAAAGAGAUCAUCAGGGGACUGAGUUCUAAUUCCACGGCAAGUUCUGACUUUUGAGUUCAGCCAGAUUGCUUAUGCAAGAAGAGAACUUGAAAAAUCAGUUUUGCUUUUGACUACUAUCAGAUCCAAGUUAUGAUCAGAUGCAUUAAAAUUGUUCCAUUACCACA